Messenger RNA from Empidonax traillii (willow flycatcher), 3077 nucleotides. RefSeq names its product ubiquitin associated and SH3 domain containing B (gene UBASH3B). The coding region runs from base 62 to 2005 and encodes 647 amino acids. Lineage: Eukaryota; Metazoa; Chordata; Aves; Passeriformes; Tyrannidae. The record is from RefSeq and is a predicted model, not a curated record. The transcript is spliced from 14 exons. Gene Ontology annotation, molecular function: protein tyrosine phosphatase activity; protein binding. Gene Ontology annotation, cellular component: cytoplasm. Gene Ontology annotation, biological process: regulation of release of sequestered calcium ion into cytosol; platelet aggregation; negative regulation of bone resorption.
GGCAGCGCUCCCGCGGCGUGUGCAUGGAUGGCCCUGCGCGGCCCGCGAUGGCUGCGCGCUGAUGGCCCAGCCCGCCCCGCUCGCCAUGGCUGCCAGAGACGAGCUCUACAGCAAAGUCAUCCCCCGGCGGAACCGCCAGCACCGCGCCGGGACCAUCAAACACGGCUCCUCGCUCGAGAUCCUGCUCUCCAUGGGCUUCCCGAAAGCACGGGCACAAAAAGCACUGGCAUCGACAGGUGGAAGAAGUGUUCAAGCAGCAUGCGACUGGCUCUUCUCCCACGUGGGUGACCCGUUCCUGGACGACCCCCUGCCCCGGGAGUACGUCCUGUACCUGCGCCCCACGGGCCCCCUGGCUCAGAAGCUCUCAGACUUCUGGCAGCAGUCGAAGCAGAUCUGUGGGAAGAACAAAGCUCACAACAUUUUCCCACACAUCACCCUGUGCCAGUUCUUCAUGUGUGAGGACAGCAAGGUGGAUGCUCUCACAGAGGCCCUGCAGGCCACCGUGAUGCGCUGGAGAUGCAAAUUCCCCGCCCCCCUGCCCCUGGAGCUCUACACAUCCUCCAACUUCAUCGGCCUCUUUGUCAAGGAGGAGAGUGCUGAGGUGCUCAAGAAGUUUGCUGCAGACUUUGCCGCAGAGGCGGCUUCUAAAGCAGAUGUCCACGUGGAGCCCCACAAGAAGCAGCUCCACGUGACACUGGCCUAUCACUUCCAGAGCAGCCACCUGCCCACGCUGGAGAAGCUGGCCCAGAACAUUGAUGUCAAGCUGGGCUGUGACUGGGUGGCCGCGAUCUUCUCCCGAGACAUUCGCUUUGUUAACCACGAGACUCUGCAAGUGAUCUACCCCUACACCCCCCAGAACGACGAUGAGCUGGAGCUGGUGCCGGGGGAUUUCAUCUUCAUGUCCCCGGUGGAACAAACCAGCACCAGCGAGGGCUGGAUUUACGGCAUCUCCCUCGCAACCGGCUGCUCGGGGCUGCUGCCCGAGAAUUACAUCACCAAGGCGGAUGAAUGCGGCACCUGGGUGUUCCACGGGUCCUACUCGAUUCUGAAUACCACAUCCUCCCCAUCCCUUCAAGGCUUCAUGGAUGGAGCUCUGGAGAGAAGACAGCAGGAGGACCAAGGACCUGGGGAUGCAGGGCCACUCACCAUCAUCUGCCAGAACGUGCAGCCCCUGAGGAUAACCAGCCAGCCAGGGCCUCAGAAACGCUGCCUGUUUGUCUGCAGGCACGGGGAAAGGAUGGAUGUGGUUUUUGGGAAGUACUGGUUGUCCCAGUGUUUUGAUGCCAAAGGAAGGUACAUGCGCAGUAACCUGAAUAUGCCUCACAAUUUACCUCAGAGAAGUGGUGGAUUCAGGGAUUACGAGAAGGACGCUCCCAUCACCGUGCUGGGCUGCACACAGGCAAGGCUGGUUGGUGAAGCCUUGCUAGAAACCAACACCAUUGUAGACUACAUCUACAGCUCCCCAUCCCUGAGGUGUGUACAGACAGCACACAACAUCCUGAAAGGUAUGCAACAGGAGAACAACCUGAAAAUCCGAAUAGAGCCAGGCUUGUUCGAGUGGACCAAGUGGGUCUCUGGGAACACACUACCUGCCUGGAUCCCCCCUGUGGAUUUAGCUGCAGCUACUCUAAGCGUUGAUACAACCUACAGACCUCAUAUUCCUGUCAGCAAGUUGGUGGUUUCUGAAUCUUAUGACACCUACAUAAGCAGAAGCUACCAAGUAACAAAGGAGAUCAUCAGUGAAUGUAAAGGCAAAGGAAAUAACAUCCUGAUAGUGGCCCAUGCAUCCUCCCUGGAGGCCUGUACCUGCCAGCUCCAAGGGCUGUCCCCACAGAACUCCAAGGACUUCGUGCAGAUGGUCCGAAAGAUUCCGUACUUGGGGUUUUGUUCCUGCGAAGAACUGGGAGACACGGGAGUUUGGCAGCUCACAGACCCCCCCAUCCUCCCUCUCACACAUGGACCCACUGGAGGCUUUAACUGGAGGGAAACCUUACUACAGGAGUAGGCAAAGCCACCCCAGCCAGGAGAACCCAACCCACAGCCUUUGGAAGCGUUAGAGAAUGUCUCUUCUCUCUUGUGUUUCACUGACAGUGGAAAAACAGUCAUACCAUGUCCAGGGGGGUCACACAAAGCAGCUGUUCUGGUGUUACCUCACACAGCCACAGCCAUGCAAAGAGUCUCAUCCACAACUAGAAUACAAAAAAGGGGACUGAUUGGAGGGAAAAAAAAAAAAAAGGUAUUAAAAUACAGGUUGGAAGGUCUUGCACAGCCCCAGAGCCUGUGCUGAGCCGUUCUCCCACCUGGCAGGGAGCUCUGGGGACACUUUCACUGCCAUCUGCACCCCGUUAGGAACACGUAGCACUGUGUCAGUGGAGUAUUCAGGAUGCUGGGGCUGGGUUGGUUUUUUUUUUCCACUGCUGUUUUUGCAGAGCAUUAGCAGGCUUGUCCAGCACCACGUGUGAGCCCCCCCCCCCAAAUUCUCAGCACCUUUUUCCACCACCACCAGCUGCAAAGGAGGGUCCAGCACCAGGUUGUUCCUCUCCUCUGUCUGAGCACUGUGGUGGGGGUUGUGCUGGAUGCAGAGACUGAUGGAUGUUGAUCUGCACUGCAGGACAAUCCCAAAUUUCCCAUCAGUUAUGGAUGAAUUUUGAGCAUCAAAAGUUGUUGUGAACAAAGACUGGGAGCAGCUUCUUUUAAGUGGAGAUAAAAUAAGCCUAUUUCAACCCAACCUGGAGGGCUUAGAAAGUUCAGGGUUGGGUGGUUUUUUUCCCUUUACUUUGGUCAUUGAAAUCCACCCUUGUGCACAGACACAGCCUAAAGCAUUUGUGCCAUUUCAGUUCCCUUCAGAAAAGGCUUUUCCCCUUUUAUACUGAGAUUUUGUGCUGCUCAUUUACACAGGGGUGGCUUUCUGUCGCUUGGGAGAUGAUGUUUUUUUUUUUUGUCAGCCCUGGUGAGAUUCUGCAGUAAGCAGCUUUCUCCAGGAGGUCAUGAUGGACUCAAAAAGAUGCUGGAAUUCAGUGCUUUGCUUCCUCAUCCUUAAUUUCCAAGUGCCAUGUGUCAUAAACACAAAGCAGCUG